This is a messenger RNA of Sorghum bicolor (sorghum), 1986 nucleotides long. RefSeq names its product protein S-acyltransferase 11. The transcript has 5 exons. The record is from RefSeq and is a predicted model, not a curated record. Gene Ontology annotation, molecular function: palmitoyltransferase activity. Lineage: Eukaryota; Viridiplantae; Streptophyta; Magnoliopsida; Poales; Poaceae. The coding region runs from base 312 to 1379 and encodes 355 amino acids.
CUUCCAAUCCAGCCCUUGAGCUGCCUCGGCAGUCGCAGCACAAAUUCGCGUCUGCAUCGUCGUGCUCGUGCCUGCCGGCCCCUCUCUCCUUUUGCUUUGGCUUUUGCUACCGCAUCGGCAGCGCUCUUGCUCGUCGUUGAAAUAUCCACAGGGGAAAAGAAAACAAACAUUCUCCUCCGCCUCGGCCCCAAGCUGCAAACCCCCUCUGCGAAGUCUCCCACCGCCGCGCGCCGAUCCGGACCGGAGGCCUCCUGCUCUCUACCCACCUCGCGGCCUCGCCCCGUGGAUCUGCGCGGCGGCCGGCGGGCGCGAUGGCGGAGCCGGAGCGGGAGCAGCAGCGCCCGCUGCUGGAGGUAGAGCAAUCCGUCACAUCCAUACCGGAAGAUCAUGAAGCCACAUGUUGGGGCUGUGGGCUCCGGCUUGUUUUUGCGAGUUAUUCACCUAUCUAUAAGUGUGGCUGGUGUGGAGCCAUUACGCAAAUUAACCAGACCACAAGGAAACCUGAUAGUAUAUGGUUUUCCCACUGGAGGCGCCUACGGGACAGAUUCUUUGUGACUGUGCUCAUCCUCUUCAUGCUCUUUGUUAUAUGUGGUGGGGUCUGGGCGGUAUAUCCUAUUGUUUUCUCAAUCAGCAACUUUUGUGGUAUCUUUCACUGCAUGGUAACAGCUGUGUUGGCUGUAUUUACCAUCACAAGCUAUUGCUUGGCCUCUUUUAAAUCUGCAGGCGCACCAAUAAGCAUACGGUGGGGCAGCUAUCCCAUGGUUGGGAAAAGUGAUCUUGACAACUAUACCUUUUGUGCAUACUGUAAUAAACCAAAGCCCCCCAGAGCACAUCACUGCCGAUCUUGUAAAAUGUGUGUGGUGGACAUGGAUCAUCAUUGCCCAUUUAUUGGCAACUGUGUGGGAGCAUCAAACCAUCAAGUGUUUGUCAUUUUUCUUAUAUCUGUGGUUAUUAGUUGUUCUUAUGCUGCUGGGAUGACCAUAUAUGCGAGUUAUAAGAUAUGGCCCUCUGUUGAUUUUCCAAACCUAGCAUCAAACCGUCACUCAAUGAGUUUUUGGAAAAUAUUGUUGGAGAUUAUUACUACAGUUGCAGGCUCUGCCUUCUUCUUGUCAGCAAGGGGUCUAAUUCUGGUAUAUCUAGCAUUCGCUAGUUUAUCAGUCAAUGCUGGUAUAGGUGUAUUACUGUGCCAGCAGCUUAGUUAUAUCUAUGAAGGAAACACAUAUCUCAACCAUAUAAGUUCACCAAAUCCCUUGCAUGGAGAGAGGGGUUUUCAGAACAUUGUUAGAUUUUUUGGGUGCCCUUAUCCAAUUGCCAGAGUUCUGUUGCGAUACUCAAACACUGGCAAGUUGCAGGAUAAUUCAGGGUCAAAACUUCUUUAGAGGUUUCAGUGAUACACUUUUACUGUCCCAGCAAUUCAGACAUGUAUGGAAUUAGUUGUUCCAAUUCAAGAUGGUUUCUGUUACCCAGAACCGUGAUUUGUGAACCUCAGUUGACCACCAACAGAUUAGUUUGAAUAACUGAAGCCGUUCAGGGACAAAAUACUCAUGAUUAUCCAUGUUCUAGAGGAAGAGCAUUAGUUGUUCAUGGGGAUGUCACUCACACUGAUUAAGUAGAACAAUUUCGGCAGAUGCUGAAAUACCAUGUGGCCUGCGCAUUCAUUGCCUGCAGACAAUCAUAAGGUGCUGAUGGUCUUGCAAUAAAUUGCAGUAUCUGAAAUCUGCAUCAUCAUCACUGCCUUUUUCAACAGAGUCGAAGAUCGAAGCUUCACGCUGCAGAAGUGGUCAUUAUGAUUAAAUCUGACAGUGAUUUUGAGUGAUGCUAGAAUUUUGAAGACAAAUAUGUAUACUACAAAACCUCUAUGACGUUAAUACACUGACAUGUGUAUAGGAAAACAUUGUAACAUUCACUUGGUGUAAAUUAGUUGAUUAACCAUGUACAUGUAUGUGGCAUUCAUUGUUUUCUUCAACGGUUCAACCUUUUUGUCUU